UUACCUAUCUAUAAAACGAUCCCCCAUUUUCACCAUUUGCUCAAGGUCAGCGUCACUCAUUCCCAUAAAACCCCCCAACCCCAAAAAAGAAAACCCAUUUGUUUACUUCAUUUUCUUGUUCUUCUUCUUCUGAUCUGCCCUGAAUUCCUGAAACUGAAUACAGCAUUUACUCUCUUUUUUUUUUUUUUUGCUCUGAAAAAAAUUGAAAGAGUAGUAAUAAUUAAGAAUGGACGGACUGCCCCCUGGUUACCGCCCCAAUGUUGGUGUCUGUCUUAUCAACUCUGAUAAUCAGAUUUUUGUAGCUUCCAGAUUGAAUGUUCCAGGAGCCUGGCAGAUGCCUCAGGGGGGUAUUGAAGAUGGUGAGGAGCCAAGAUAUGCAGCUAUAAGAGAAUUGCGAGAAGAAACUGGCGUAGUGUCUGCUGAAAUUAUUGCUGAGGUUCCUAAUUGGUUGACGAAUGAUUUUCCUCCUGCUGUUAAGGCCAAAGUAAAUAGACUCUGGGGAGGUGAAUGGCAUGGGCAGGCACAGAAAUGGUUUCUUAUGAGAUUAACAAAAGAUGAGAGUGAGAUCAACUUAGCAAAUGGAGAGGCAGACCCUGAAUUUGCUGAGUGGAAAUGGGCAACCCCUCAAGAAGUUGUUGAGCAGGCAGUCGACUACAAAAGGCCGACAUAUGAAGAAGUUAUGAAGACCUUCAGGCCUCACAUUAGUGACAAAGGCAAAGCCGCAAAAUGUAAAUCAACAAAAUGGUGAAUGCUAUGGUGUGUUUUUGUAGGUUUCUCUCCAUGUUUUUUUUUCUUGGUAGUGAUUAUAUCCGGACUCUCUUGAUCGAUCUUUUCUCUCUGUAAAUGGAUAUGGCAGUUAGAACUUCUAAAUUUAGAUGGUUGUUUCGCUGUAAUAAAAUGUUUGUGCAAAAGAUAUAUGAUGCUCCUGGUUUUUUAUUGAACUUUUUGCAAGUUGCGAUCAUCUUUUGCUUGAUUGAACCUUCUGUAUUUUUCUUUUUCUUUCUCCUAUAGCAUAGCUGCAUAGCACUGUUUCAUUACUGAAUUUCCUCGAGAAGCUUAUAACAUGU
This is a messenger RNA of Durio zibethinus, 1067 nucleotides long. RefSeq names its product nudix hydrolase 25-like. Lineage: Eukaryota; Viridiplantae; Streptophyta; Magnoliopsida; Malvales; Malvaceae. The record is from RefSeq and is a predicted model, not a curated record. Gene Ontology annotation, biological process: ribose phosphate metabolic process; nucleoside phosphate metabolic process. Gene Ontology annotation, cellular component: chloroplast. Gene Ontology annotation, molecular function: bis(5'-adenosyl)-pentaphosphatase activity; guanosine-3',5'-bis(diphosphate) 3'-diphosphatase activity.